Messenger RNA from Stereum hirsutum FP-91666 SS1, 1233 nucleotides. RefSeq lists its product as uncharacterized. The record is from RefSeq and is a predicted model, not a curated record. The coding region runs from base 104 to 1147 and encodes 347 amino acids. Lineage: Eukaryota; Fungi; Basidiomycota; Agaricomycetes; Russulales; Stereaceae. The transcript has 4 exons. Gene Ontology annotation, molecular function: protein binding.
CUGACUGCUCUUCGGCUCUGCUUCGACUGCUCUGAGAACUUCUUUGUUUUCAUACAAUAUCUUUCCUGUAAUAUCAUAGUAAAAUCGCCGUUAGGUACUCAACAUGGCUAGUGUUAACACCUCGAAGACGAAUGGGAAGAGGCGUCACUCCCAGGUUGACGGAGCGGAAGAGCAGCCCACCAAUCGUCAAAUACCAGGAUAUCCCUUCGAUUCCUCCGAUGCCGAUUGCAUUCUGCGAUCCUCGAACGAUGUUGACUUCCGAGUCCACACUCUUAUUCUAUCGCUCGCCUCUCCCUUCUUUCGAACCAUGUUCUCUCUUCCCAAGGGUGCUGCUGCCAGAAGCAUUCAAGAGGUCAACGAUGGACUGCCCAUUGUCCCGGUCUCCGAAAAUGGACGUACCUUGCACAUACUCCUGUCUUUCUGCUACCCUGUACCUCCUCCAAUUGUGAAACAAUUCCGCGACCUCACCCUGGCUUACGAAGCUGCGGAGAAGUACGAGAUGGACCGUAUGCUUCCGCACAUCGCGGACGCACUCGUCGACAAAGCAUCACAAGACGUUGUGGCGGCCUAUGCAUUCGGAUAUCGUCAUCGACUUACGGACCUCGUCAUUACCGCGGCAAAGAUCACGCUACAAAAUCCACUGUCCGACCUUGGUCGUUCUCCGGAACUCGACCUCAUCACGGGAACACAACUUCAACACCUCCAUGCUUUCCACCGUUUAUGCAGGGAGAAAGCCGUGGGCCUCGCCGACGACUGGGCGUGGGUCAAAGCCAUAUCCGCUAUCCCGCUAGCCUCCGACACGAAAAAUUGCGACUGUCAGAUUAUCAUCACUAUCCACGAUGUAAAGCCUAUUUAUGGAACAACUUCGACAUUCGAGGAGCACGAGGAGGACAAGCAGGAAUUCUAUGCUCCCGAGUGGUGGUACGACUAUAUGGACAAGGCAAAAGAGGCGCUGAAGCAUCGGCCUCUUGGCAGUACUGUCACAGACCUAUCGUUUUGUGCGUCUACAUUUGGAGCGGCAAGUAAAUGCGAUGAACCGGAUUGUGCGGAAGGCGUCCAGCUUAUGCACGAGUUCAUUGAAUUGUUUGCCCAGGAGAUCGACCAGGCUGUGGGUGAUGCUGCGCGGGGAGUCUUUCACUUGGAAUAAAUGGAGAAAGUGGUUGGUGCAAUGAUGUUUGCGUAGUAGAUCUUGAAUAUGUAUCGCAUAUUUUAUUAUUUCCGAGCGUCACUGGC